AUGACCAGCAGGAAGCGGUCUCUCGAGAGUGACUCUGUUUGGCCGCCCGGCGGUCUGUUUGGGCCCUCUCCAUGCCAGGGACAGCCUAAGCGGCACAGAGUGUACAAGCGAUGUUCUCACUCCUCAGCCUCCCUUCAGGCUGUCACUCCCCCAGUAGCCUCUCCUUCCCCUUCUCCUCUGCGACAGAGCUUCAUCCCAGAGAACAGUUUGCGGACGACAUUUGGACCCGACAGCUCCCUUCCUUUGCCCCAGCUAUCUGACAGAGCGACAAAGCUAUCGCGCGCGGGCUCUGAUUACUCCAGCCCAAUGUCGCACAUCACCAAUAGCUCCCCUGAUGAGAUUCAGCAUUCUACGCCGCUGAGAGUCAAGUUGGGCUUGUCCGCGAGCGCUGAUGGAAGGCCGAGUGUGACGCCUUAUCCUUCGCCCAAGAAACGCGGUCUCACUCACGAGCCUCUCCCCGUUGGCAAUCUCCAACAUCUGCUCUCGGGCUUGGGUAAUUUGCAGAUCCAGGAUCCUCCACCGAGCCUUCCAGGUCCGCUAAGCAGGUCCAGUUCUGCGCGGACUGGGAUGACGGUGCAGACCCCUCCAAGUGGCACGUCCAAAAGGGGUAUUUUCCGAAGCGGCACAGGUAGCUCUGAGUAUGCCGCCUUUUCUUCAUCUCCUCCCGGUGCGCCCCCACGCAAACGUCAAUUCAUCGCGCCCGCUGUCAACCACGGCUCGCCCAUCUCUCGCCGGCAGCGGAACUCGGUGGCCCCAGAACAGCUUGCCCCGUCGCUCCAGAAGUUGCUGUCCGAGUCCGACUCUGAGCCGGAACUUGAUGUGAUUAUGGUGGAUCCGAAAGACCUGGCGUGGCCGAAGCUGUGGGCAAGAAGGGGAAAGAAGACCGGGUGGGAGUAG
Molecule: messenger RNA, 897 nt
Organism: Cryptococcus amylolentus CBS 6039
Lineage: Eukaryota; Fungi; Basidiomycota; Tremellomycetes; Tremellales; Cryptococcaceae
Exons: 4
Coding region: 1-897 (298 amino acids)
Source: RefSeq, a predicted model, not a curated record